Messenger RNA from Rangifer tarandus platyrhynchus (Svalbard reindeer), 2184 nucleotides. The record is from the annotation of a GenBank genome assembly. Lineage: Eukaryota; Metazoa; Chordata; Mammalia; Artiodactyla; Cervidae.
AUGUUAAGGAUACCUGUAAGAAAGGCCUUAGUAGGCCUUUCCAAGUCUUCUAAAGGAUGUGUUCGAACAACUGCCACAGCAGCAAGCAACUUGAUUGAAGUAUUUGUUGAUGGUCAGUCUGUCAUGGUGGAACCAGGAACUACCGUCCUUCAAGCUUGUGAGAAGGUUGGCAUGCAGAUUCCUCGAUUCUGUUAUCAUGAAAGGUUGUCUGUUGCUGGAAACUGCAGGAUGUGCCUUGUUGAAAUUGAGAAAGCUCCUAAGGUUGUAGCUGCUUGUGCCAUGCCAGUAAUGAAAGGUUGGAAUAUCCUGACAAACUCUGAGAAAACUAAGAAAGCCAGAGAAGGUGUGAUGGAGUUCUUAUUAGCAAAUCACCCACUGGACUGUCCUAUUUGUGACCAGGGAGGUGAAUGUGAUCUGCAGGACCAGUCCAUGAUGUUUGGAAGCGAUAGGAGCCGGUUUUUAGAGGGGAAACGUGCUGUGGAGGACAAGAACAUUGGGCCGUUGGUGAAAACCAUUAUGACUAGAUGUAUACAGUGUACUCGCUGCAUCAGGUUUGCAAGUGAGAUUGCAGGAGUGGAUGAUUUGGGAACUACAGGCAGAGGAAACGAUAUGCAAGUUGGCACAUACAUUGAAAAGAUGUUCAUGUCUGAACUUUCUGGCAAUAUCAUUGAUAUCUGCCCUGUAGGUGCCCUGACCUCUAAGCCCUAUGCCUUUACUGCUCGGCCUUGGGAAACAAGAAAGACAGAGUCCAUUGAUGUAAUGGAUGCAGUUGGAAGUAAUAUUGUGGUCAGCACAAGAACUGGAGAGGUAAUGAGGAUUUUGCCACGGAUGCAUGAGGACAUCAAUGAAGAAUGGAUCUCUGAUAAAACCAGAUUUGCUUAUGAUGGGCUAAAACGUCAAAGACUUACUGAACCGAUGGUCAGAAAUGAAAAGGGACUUUUAACACAUACCACCUGGGAGGAUGCACUCUCUCGUGUAGCUGGAAUGUUGCAGAGUUUUCAAGGCAACGAUGUGGCAGCGAUUGCAGGUGGCUUGGUGGACGCUGAAGCCCUUAUAGCUCUCAAAGAUUUACUUAACAGAGUGGAUUCUGACACCCUGUGCACUGAAGAGGUCUUCCCCACCAUAGGAGCUGGCACAGAUCUACGUUCCAAUUAUCUUCUUAAUACUACAAUCGCUGGUGUGGAGGAAGCAGAUGUUGUCCUUCUAGUUGGUACAAAUCCACGUUUUGAGGCACCGCUAUUUAAUGCUAGAAUUCGAAAGAGCUGGCUUCAUAAUGACUUAAAAGUGGCCCUUAUAGGCAGCCCAGUGGAUCUCACUUACAGAUAUGACCAUCUGGGAGAUUCUCCCAAAAUUCUUCAAGACAUUGCUUCGGGUAGUCAUCCAUUCAACCAGGUCCUACAGGAAGCUAAAAAACCAAUGGUGGUUUUAGGCAGUUCUGCACUCCAGAGAAAUGAUGGCGCAGCAAUUCUUGCAGCUGUUUCCAACAUUGCUCAAAAGGUUCGGACAAGUAGUGGUGUUACUGGGGAUUGGAAAGUUAUGAAUAUCCUUCAUAGGAUUGCAAGCCAAGUAGCUGCUUUGGACCUUGGCUAUAAGCCUGGGGUGGAAGCAAUUCGGAAGAAUCCUCCCAAAAUGCUGUUUCUCCUGGGAGCAGAUGGAGGUUGUGUCACUCGACAGGAUUUGCCAAAGGAUUGUUUCAUUGUUUAUCAAGGACAUCAUGGCGACGUGGGAGCACCUAUAGCUGAUGUUAUUCUCCCUGGUGCUGCUUACACAGAGAAGUCUGCUACUUAUGUUAAUACCGAGGGCCGAGCUCAGCAGACAAAAGUAGCAGUGACACCUCCUGGCUUGGCAAGAGAAGACUGGAAAAUUAUAAGAGCCCUUUCUGAGAUUGCAGGUAUGACUCUUCCAUAUGAUACCCUGGAUCAAGUGAGAAACAGAUUGGAAGAAGUCUCUCCUAAUCUUGUUCGAUAUGAUGAUGUUGAAGGAGCUAAUUAUUUCCAGCAAGCAAGUGAGCUUUCCAAGCUAGUGAACCAACAGCUUCUUGCUGAUCCACUUGUUCCACCUCAGCUAACAAUAAAAGACUUCUACAUGACAGAUUCAAUUAGCAGAGCCUCACAGACAAUGGCUAAAUGUGUCAAAGCUGUUACAGAGGGUGCCCAUGCAGUAGAAGAACCAUCCAUAUGCUGA